This is a messenger RNA of Aspergillus melleus, 786 nucleotides long. RefSeq names its product putative translocon-associated protein, alpha subunit. Gene Ontology annotation, cellular component: endoplasmic reticulum; endoplasmic reticulum membrane. NCBI's taxonomy places the organism in Eukaryota, Fungi, Ascomycota, Eurotiomycetes, Eurotiales, Aspergillaceae. The record is from RefSeq and is a predicted model, not a curated record. Bases 1 to 786 code for a protein of 261 amino acids. The transcript is spliced from 3 exons.
AUGGCUCGUUUCGGUCUCCUGUCUCUGGCUCUAUUCUCUGUCCAGGCCUUGAUUGGUGGUGGUCUCGCCGCAGACCCUGCUGAGAAGGUCGAAGAGAACGUUGAGUCGCCCAAGCUUGCUGUGUCCGCCCAGGCCUCCUUCCCUGCGUCGGAGUUCUUCGGCGUGAAGCUGGUCAACGGCCUGCCCACCCAAGCGCUGAUCACCUUCACCAACGAUGAGCCGGCCCCUGUCACCGUCAACUUUGCUGGUGGUACCCUGUCGACCUUGGACGAGGAAGAGAGCCAGGUGGUGCGCAACUUGACUGCCACCGCGUACGGCGUCGAGAUCCCGGCCGGCGAGAAGGAGAGCGUCAGCUACAGCUUCUCCACCGAGAUGCACCCCCAGGAUCUGAGACUCUCUCUGGCUUCCGUUCUGUCCGAUAGCGAGGGAAGAUACUUCACUGUCUACGCCCACAACGGUACCGUCAGUGUCGUGGAGCCGGAGACUAGCAUCUUCGAUCCUCAGAUCAUCUUCCUGUACUUCUUCCUCCUGACCUGCUUCGUCGGCGUCGUCUACUUCUUCUACACCGUCUGGGUUGCGCCCUACUUCCCUCAGAAGCGCAAGUCUGGCAAGGGUCCUGAGAAGGCCUCUGUGUCCAAGAAGGCCGAGGUUGCCGUCGAAGCCCCCAGCAGCCCCGCCGUCUCCUCUGCGACCACCUACAACGCGGAGUGGAUCCCUGCUCACCACAUCAACCGUCCCGAGGCUCGGAAGGUCAAGGGUAGCUCCCGGUCUAAGAGCCGUGCCUAG